Molecule: messenger RNA, 2160 nt
Organism: Panicum virgatum (switchgrass)
Lineage: Eukaryota; Viridiplantae; Streptophyta; Magnoliopsida; Poales; Poaceae
Product: probable protein phosphatase 2C 14
Exons: 5
Coding region: 232-1785 (517 amino acids)
Biological process (GO): protein dephosphorylation
Molecular function (GO): protein serine/threonine phosphatase activity
Source: RefSeq, a predicted model, not a curated record
GCGGAAGAUAUAAAAUUCCUCUUUUUACACUGCAUCAUCCCCCGCUUAAUUUCGGCAGCCGCAGCUCCUCCCUUCGCUUCGCUUGCUGGUGUCCGAGAGCCUCAGCUUCGCCUUGCUGUCGGUCUCACUCCCUCGGCUCUUCUACCCCGCACUGUCGCCGGCGCCGGGGGCGGGAACUAGUCGGCGGGCGGGGGCGGCGCGCGGCGCCGGGCGCGGAUCGGCCGCGGGUGCAUGGUGGAGGCCGCCGCGGGGCGCCGGUCGGGCACCAGCCGUCGGCGGCCUAGCGGCAGCGGAGGGGAGCACCAGCGCCUGGUCGCGGUCGCCGUCGCCGCGCGCGUCGUCAUGGUCACCACCCGCUCCGCGGGGCCAGCUGCAGCUGCAAGGGAAAUGGAAGGGGGUGGCAGCGGCGGCGGCCUGUGCGUGGAGGACUUCUUCCACUGCCUUCUCGGUGUGCUCGGAGCCCUCGGCGUCACGUGGGGGGCGUCCGCGCGGCCCCAGAGGCAGCCGCGCCCGCCGCUGCCGCGCGGAGUUGGCGCGGCGCCCGCGCCCGCGGACGCCCGGCGCUUCGCGGCGGAGCUCAGGGCGACCCCAGGCCGGAUCGCCGGCAAUGGCGCCUGCGCCGUCGCGUCUCUGUACACGCUGCAGGGCAAGAAGGGCGUCAACCAGGAUGCCAUGAUCUUCUGGGAGAACUUCUGUUCGAGAGAUGAUACAAUCUUCUGUGGUGUGUUUGAUGGUCAUGGACCUUACGGCCAUUUGGUUGCUAAGAGAGUAAGAGAUCUCCUGCCUGUAAAGUUAGGAGCAGAUUUGGCAAUGGAAGAUGGUAGAGAAACAUCCUCUAGCAACAUUAAGAGCAACACAAAUGAAGUACGUUCACCAGAACACAUAGACAGAGGAGAUACUGUCAUUUCCUCUGAAGCUGAGCAGAAUGGAGAGUAUGCAGAGAUCUUCCCAGCAUUGAGAACUUCAUUCUUGAAGGCCUUCCAUGUAAUGGAUAGGGAUCUCAAGUUACAUAAAAAUAUUGAUUGCUUCUUCAGUGGGACUACAGCAGUGGCAGUGAUCAAGCAGGGACACAAUCUUAUAAUCGGCAACUUGGGGGAUUCAAGAGCUGUCUUGGGCACCAGAGAUGAAAAUGAUCAGCUUGUUGCUAUCCAAUUGACAGUUGACCUCAAGCCGAACAUUCCAAGUGAAGCGCAGAGAAUCAGGCAACGCAGGGGCAGAAUAUUUGCACUCCCUGAGGAACCAGAGGUAGCUCGUGUUUGGCUUCCAAAGUACAACUCACCUGGAUUGGCCAUGGCUAGGGCAUUUGGAGACUUCUGUCUGAAGGAUCAUGGUGUAAUUUCCAUGCCUGAUGUUUCCUAUCACCGCAUCACAGAAAAGGAUGAAUUUAUUGUGCUGGCUACGGAUGGGGUGUGGGACGUCCUGUCAAAUGAUGAAGUUGUUAGUAUUGUCAGCCGAGCUACAUCCCGGGCCUCUGCAGCACGUUUUCUAGUUGAAUCAGCUCACCGUGCCUGGCGAACUCGGUUCCCCACAUCUAAAAUCGAUGACUGUGCCGUUGUCUGCCUAUUCCUGAACACAGAUGAAGCAAGUAAAUCUUCCAGUUCCAUGCCCAACAAUUUGGCAAAUGCUGUAGAAGUUAGCAAUGAUCAGCACUCCACGACUGUCCAGCUUAGUACUGGAGUGUCUGCCGAUCUUGUAACUGCACUGGUAAAAGAUGGAAAUGAGGUUUCUGUUGUCGAAACAGUUGCAAGGCCGGUCACCCUCGUGGAUCUGCCGAAGGAUGGUUGAGGCACAAAGCAAGGCUUCAUCAAGUGAGCUUGGAUGCUGCCUGUGAUUGGGAUCUGCUGCACAAUCAGUGGUUCAGGCACAGAGCGAAGGCAACUGGUACAUGCUGUGCCUGUGAUUUUGGCAUCUGUCAGACCGAAGAUAUAGCACGUCGGGGAGUUGCUGCUUGCUAUUUUUUAUGCACGCAAGUGUGACUAGGAUUUGCAGUUUUGCCUUGUGUAAGGUACAGCGUCAGUUUCGCGUCCAGUUCUUUGUAAUAAUUUUGUUCAUGUUCAUCGUCAAGAGGUUGAGAUCAUAGUAUCAUGUAGGAAUGAGCCUAUUGAGUUUUGUUGUUUCUUGUAAGUAUUCAUCAUUCUAUCUCUGUGGUGUCUGAUCCAA